Molecule: messenger RNA, 2145 nt
Organism: Mercenaria mercenaria
Lineage: Eukaryota; Metazoa; Mollusca; Bivalvia; Venerida; Veneridae
Product: haloacid dehalogenase-like hydrolase domain-containing 5
Exons: 9
Coding region: 144-1592 (482 amino acids)
Biological process (GO): glycerophospholipid biosynthetic process
Cellular component (GO): mitochondrion
Source: RefSeq, a predicted model, not a curated record
UUGACAUCAUAAUCCCUGAUCACGCACGGGACACUUUCCCGCAUAUCCUGACCGAGAUCUUUUGAAACUAUAAAGGGAUGUCGGCUUGUGGUAAUACACCACAUAUUGAGAUAAAUUCGGAUUUUUUAAGAUCGACAUAAAAAAUGGGUACAGUCUGUGAAAUGGGUGUAGUAUUUAAACUUGGAGACGAACAGUUUGAAGCAAUGGUUGACCACAAGGCGGACGCACGUCCGAACCUGGUCGAGGAGAUGCCGCAAGAGACGAAAUUUAUCCUCAAUGACAAAAGACAGGGUAUUGAGGUUCGUAGACUUGACAACGAGUACAGACGUCGUUCAUGCAUGUAUGACAGCUCUGAAGUAAGAAAGGUUUCGGACAGCUUUGAAGACAAGGCUGACUUUGGCAUACUAUUCGACAUCGACGGUGUACUGGCUCGAGGUUCGACUCCCCUGAGUGCCGCCCAACAGGCGAUACGGCUCCUGGAGGACGAUGAAGGCCGCCUGAAGGUUCCGGUAGCGUUUGUGACUAACGCUUGUAAUAGGAGUAAUGACAAGGCGACUCAGAUACAGAAAUGGCUCAAUAUUCAGGUGACGCCAAAUCAAGUGAUCCAUGCGCCGACGCCGGCGAGACUGUUGACAGACUUCCACGACAAACAUGUUCUUGUCGUUGGACAAGAAUACAAAGUUGAUAUCGCAAAAGAUCUUGGAUUUACAAAUGUGUGCACGAUAGAGGACGUGCAGCGUGCCUAUCAACUGUUAGACAUGGUUGAUCACGAGCACAGGAAUGCUGUGGCUACCGGAAGUCAUCCAGACGACAAUACGUUUCCUCCGCUUGAAGCUGUGCUUCUGAUUGGUGAACCGACGCAUUGGGAAAGUCACCUCCAGCUACUGGUUGAUCUGUUGCUGACUGAGGGCGUUCCGAACACAAGCCACACCCCUAAAUCUGUUGCAGACGUGAAACAGUUGCCCGUGAUCGCAUGCAAUAUGGAUCUCGUUUUUAUGCAUCAAGCCUGUAUGCCUAGAUUAGGGCACGGAGCUUUCUUGGUGUGUCUGGAAGCUUUGUACAAGAAAAUCACGGGAAGAGAUUUGGAAUAUCGUGCCUUGAUUGGAAAGCCCUGUGAGAUUACGUACAGAUAUGCGGAGCACGUGAUCGGUGACGUUGCCAAGAAUAUGGGCAUUACCCGACCGAUCAGGAAAUUGUACUUUGUUGGCGACAACCCAAAUGUCGACAUUGUCGGAGCCAACCUUUAUGACAGGUACCUGAAGAGGGCGUGGCAGAAUCGACAAAAUGGUAACAUAAAUGAGGACAAUGACAGCGACCAUUUGCCGGUCAGUAGGUCCAUUCCAAAGGGUAUUAACUUGUACGAACAAACAGUACGCUCAAUGGAAAGCCUUCUCGUCGGAACCGGGGUGUUUAAACCCGAGGAGACGACUGCGGGUGGCAGCCCAAGUGAUGAUGUGUACCACGGACAUAGAGACAUUUUGCAUGAGCCUGAACUGACCAAACCCUCAAGGUUUGUGCCGGAUGUGUGCUAUGGAAUACAACAUAUUCUCAAGCAGGAGAAUUUCAACCCAUGCGCAAAUAGCGCAUGGUGAUAUGAUCUAAAGGAAAUAGGACCAAGUACUGGAGUGAUAGAAACGUCGUCACGCCAGGUUGUCACGGUUGUAAUGAGAGUCUGCUGCCGGCCAGUGUUUGAAUUCUCUUGCCAUGAACAGAUACAUUACAAAUGAUCUCCACAUCACCAGUCAUUACAUUUACGCUUGGCAUUGAUAACAUCAUGGCGCUUUUGGAGCUUAUUGUAUAUUCAUGUUUUUGCUAUAUUAAUGACAUUGUGUUCUAAAAAUGAGCUCUUGUCUGUGACCUCCCAAUAGCGGUUUUAUAAGAGCUGCAAGUACCGCUGAAGAGAUCCCAACUUUUUGAGUGGCUGGUACCUCUAAAGGGGCCUCAUAGACACUACAUGGCAGAAACGCUUGAAGGGAGCCUCUUCAUAUGUAUAGAACAAGAUCUCAUGGUGGCAAAGCGCCUAUAAACCUCUCAUAUUUCAGAUAUCAUUCGCCCAUUAACUUAUGUGAUAUUAUUUAAAUAUUAGGAAAGAUCAUUUUGUAUGUAAAUUACCAUAUUAUUUUAAUAAAACUGUUGCGCAAACGA